AUGAGAAAAACGGCAUGUUCUUCUUGGGGGGGGGUUCUUAUCUACAUUCUAAGUCUUUUGUGGGAGUCGAGUGGCGGAGGUACGCUUGUAAUUAAUCAAAACUGGAAGAUUCUGUUUAAGCAGAGAAAUUUUUUGUUCAGAGAAUGUUUUCACGCUUUUCUUUCUUUCUUCUUUCUUUCUUUCUUUCUUACUUUCUUCUUUUCUUUUUUUACUUUCUUUCUUUUAUCUGCGUUUAUUAAUAUCUAUCUAUCUAUCUAUCUAUCUAUCUAUCUAUCUAUCUAUCUCUGUUCUUACUUUCGUUCUUUCGUUCUUUCUCAGUCAGUUCUAUCUAUCUAUCUAUCUAUCUAUCUAUCUAUCUAUCUAUCUAUCUAUCUAUCUAUCUAUCUCCGCAUGGUUUUUCUUUCUUUCUUUCUUUCUUUCUUUCUUUCCUUUUCAGUCAGUUCUAUCUAUCUAUCUAUCUAUCUAUCUAUCUAUCUAUCUAUCUAUCUAUCUAUCUAUCAACGUCUGUUCUCCCUUUUUAUUUCUUUCUUUCUUUCGUUCUUUCUUUCUUUCUUUCUCAGUCAGUUCUAUCUAUCUAUCUAUCUAUCUAUCUAUCUAUCUAUCUAUCUAUCUAUUCUCUCUUUUUUACUACCUCUCUUUUACUUUCUUUCUUAA
Messenger RNA from Acanthosepion pharaonis, 654 nucleotides. NCBI's taxonomy places the organism in Eukaryota, Metazoa, Mollusca, Cephalopoda, Sepiida, Sepiidae. The record is from the annotation of a GenBank genome assembly.